AUGCUCCUCGCGCGCGCGCGCGCGGUGUCGACGGUGAGACCAUGCGCGCGCGCGUCGAUCGCGUCGACGCGCGCGACGAAGCGAGCGCCCGGGGCGACGCGCGGGAGAGAAAUCAUCGGCGCCGCCGGUUCGCGACGAAUUCAAGUCGAUGACGCCCACGCGCGCGCGGUCGCGACGAGGGCGUCGACGGCGAACGGGAACGAUUGGGAGGAUCUAUUCGACGCGUUCGAGCGCCAAGGGGCGGCGCAGAGAAUCCGGGAGUCGAUCCCGAGGGUGAAGGCCAGGGCGCUGGAAAGAGCGCUCGCGAGAGGUCGACGAAGAGUCGAAGUGGGGAAGUUAUGCAAGGAGCUCGAACUCGAUCGCUCGGACGUCCUGGCGUGGUUGAAAGCGAACGGACAUCGAGCGGAGGAGCUGGCGGUGACGUACGCGGAGGAGAUUCGAUUGGAGGCUGAUGAGAGUGCGCAGCGAGAGGCGAGGUUGGAGCGCGAGCGCGAGGAGCGGGCGAGACGGGAGCGAGAGCGAGAGGAAAAAGGGAAGAAUCUCGGUCCGGGAGGGAUGCCGGCGUAUAAGUCGUACAAGAAGACGCGAUUGGGGGCGUCGAAUCUGGCGACUUUGGAGAAAGUGUACGCGCUGACGCAGUAUCCAGAUGACGCCAUGCUCGAGAGCGUUCGACAGGCGACGAAACUGCCCACGAGCAAGAUCAUCGCUUGGUUCAAGGAGCGACGGGGCGGGAACAGGCGCGUUUCGCCGUCUUCACCACAGAGUGCCGGCGAUCAAAGGGUUGAACGAAAGGGAACCACGGGCGGGUACUCAUACACUCGUCGCGAAGACGCCGACGAUCGAAAGAGCGGUCUCCGUCGCGGAGAUACUCGUGACGAAUAUGGGGGAGGAGGCAGAGGGCGUCCCGGACGUGACAGCGCCUCCAACUGGUCCCCAAACUAA
Ostreococcus tauri is the source of this 942-nucleotide messenger RNA. RefSeq names its product Homeobox domain. Gene Ontology annotation, cellular component: nucleus. Gene Ontology annotation, biological process: regulation of transcription by RNA polymerase II. The transcript has a single exon. The coding region runs from base 1 to 942 and encodes 313 amino acids. NCBI's taxonomy places the organism in Eukaryota, Viridiplantae, Chlorophyta, Mamiellophyceae, Mamiellales, Bathycoccaceae. Gene Ontology annotation, molecular function: DNA-binding transcription factor activity, RNA polymerase II-specific; DNA binding. The record is from RefSeq and is a predicted model, not a curated record.